This is a messenger RNA of Spirodela intermedia, 441 nucleotides long. The record is from the annotation of a GenBank genome assembly. Lineage: Eukaryota; Viridiplantae; Streptophyta; Magnoliopsida; Alismatales; Araceae.
AUGCCGGAGAGAUCUCCUAAAGAGGGCUCGACCACGCUGUCACCAUCAUUUGGGGGGAGAAGGAAAGAGCUGAACACUCACUGGAGGCCUUGAGUGUAGUCGAGCAAGGAAGGAAGAAGUUUGUUGAUCACUGGAGAUGUCGAUCGCAUGAAAAGAGGGAAGAACAGAUUGUCAUAUUCGCAACUACUAUCGGGAUUUUAAAGAUAAUUGAUAAUAUCUAUUUACCAGAAAAUAAUUAAUUAUUAUCUUUAUAUCCCUAAGGAUGAUAUGUGUGAAAACUUAAGUUCCCAAUAUCGUGGCUCUCCAUGAGUUGCUAGAUCAGAUGAGCCUGGUCACGUGGCGCUCUGAGCGACGUAAGAUCAAUCCGUUGCGAACUAUUGUCGAUCGGGAACUUAAGUUCUAGUACCGUGGUGCCUUCAUAGUUGUUGGAUCAGCUUUUAA